This is a messenger RNA of Diversispora eburnea, 1641 nucleotides long. NCBI's taxonomy places the organism in Eukaryota, Fungi, Glomeromycota, Glomeromycetes, Diversisporales, Diversisporaceae. The record is from the annotation of a GenBank genome assembly.
AUGUCUCCCACAUUACCCAAUGAAUGUCUUCAUGAAAUUUUUAGUUAUCUCGAUAAUGAUCUUAAAACACUUCAUUCAGCAAUAUUUGUCUCUCAUGUCUGGUGUGAAAAUGCUAUACCUUUCUUAUGGAAAAAACCUUUUCGACAAAAUCCAAAAGAAAUAAAUCUUUUCAAAAUAAUUCCAAUUUUUUUGUCAUUUUUAAAAAAUCAAAAAAAAGAUGAUCUUCAAUUAGAAAACAUAAGUACCUUCAAGUUACCAACAAAAACAACUUUUGAUUAUCCAUUCUUUAUUCAACACCUUGAUUUGAAUUAUCUUAUAACAGCCGUUACUCAAUGGUUGAUCAAAUAUCCACCUAUUAAUGAAACGUCUUUAUUUUAUUAUAAGAGAACAAAAAAAGAAAUAUCUAUAGAUUAUUUAAAACGUAAUGAUUUUGUUGUUUCAAUUUUAAUUACAAUAAUUACGAUAUCAGAAAAAAUUGAAAAAUUAGAAAUUAAUAUGGACAAAGAACUUGAUGUAAAUAUUGUUGAAGAGAUUACAAAGUUCUUUGCUAUACCAGAAACAUUUAAAUGUCUUUCGCAACUUACUCAUUUGGAAUUUAGUGGAAAAGUUUUUUUAACAGGAAUAAUUUCAGAACUUUCUAAUUAUGCUCAUGAAUUAAUUUCGAUAAAAUUUUGUCCAAGUGAAGAAAUUCCUGGAGAAAGUUAUAAAGAAUUUGCAAAUUUAAUAUUAACACAAAAAAAUUUAAAAUAUUUAAGACUUGAAUGGCCUUCACGUAAAUUUAAUGCAACACAAAUUUUAUUGUCACUUUCAAACAGUGUUAAUUCUCUUUUAGAAUUUACCAUGAUCAAUGGAUGUGUGACUGAUGGAAGAGCUUUUGAAUCAUUAGCAGAUUGUUCAAAUCUUGAAUUACUUCAUUUUAAUGGACAACAUUUUACAGUUGAACAGAUGAAACCAUUUUAUGAUGCAAACAUGCCAAAACUUUAUUCAUUACAAUUAAUUGAUUUAUAUGAUAGAAUAGAUAGAAUAUCACAACUACCACCACGUAUGACGACAACGACAACAACUAACAUUACAAAUCCAUAUAUUGGAAUAUUUCAAAAUACAAGAAUGUCAUCAAACUUAAGAAAUCUUUGUAUUCGAACUAAGGGAAUGUCUCUACAUUCCAUACUUGAAGCAGUUUCACGAAUUUGUCAAAAUUUUAUUUCAUUUACCACAUAUAUGAUAAAGAAUGAAGAUAAAAAUUUUAUUUUAUCAAUUAUUCGAAAUUCACCUCGAUUAGAAAGUUUAGAAAUAUUAGCAAUUGAUGAAAUUUUUGUCGAUUUCAUUUCUUUCAUACCCCUCGCUCUUCCAUCUCCUCCUCUUUGUCGAGAUGGUAACGAUUUAUUAUUAGAAAUGGUAAAAGUUUUACCUAAUGGAUUACGCCAUUUGAAUAUAUCACAAUUAGAAAUACUUGAUGGAACUUUAAAAUACUUUUUGGAAAAAUGUGAGGCGAAACUUAAAUCCUUAAUUUAUUAUAGUAAUCAUAUCUUAAAUGAUGAAGAAUUUAUUAAAAAGAUUAGUGAUGAAAAAGGUUGGAAAGUAAAACAAAUUGAUUCAAUAAAUGUAGGUGAAAAUGUUAGAAUUAUUGUUUUAUGGGAAUAA